Molecule: messenger RNA, 363 nt
Organism: Podarcis lilfordi (Lilford's wall lizard)
Lineage: Eukaryota; Metazoa; Chordata; Lepidosauria; Squamata; Lacertidae
Source: the annotation of a GenBank genome assembly
AUGUGUUUGGGCCGGGGGGCGGCGGCGGCGCUUUUGCUGCUGCCGCCGCCUCUGUUGCCGCUGGAGAAAGGAGGCGACGACGACGAAGAGGAAGAGGAGGAAGACAAGGGGGCUCGGGCCAGGGGGGGCCGUAGCCCGGCGGGCCCGGGCUUGGGGGGGAGACGGAUGCCGCGGAGCAGCGCGCGGCUGCGGGGUGUAGUGGUUGCUGCCGCCGCCGCCGCUGCCACAGCCGCCGGCGAGGAGAAGGGUCGGAGAGGCCGAGAAGGAGCGGAGGAGGCAAAGAGCAGGAGGAGCCGCCGCCGCGGCAGCAGCAGCAGCAGCAGCCCUGAAAUGUCUUCCCCUCUCCUCCAGCGGCCAUGUUAA